AUGGAAAACACCGACCAUUAUGAUUCCAACGACUAUCGAUGCCGUGAUAGUGGUACAUAUGAUUCUGAAUCGGACAAUGGUCAGGAUGACAGUAAUUCGGUGUCCAGUGCGUACCAAGGUUCAAGUGAUGGUGAUGGCGAUGGUGAUAGUCACAAUGAAAAUUUUGUUGAAUUUGAUGCAGUUGUAGGUGAUAGAACAGUGAAAAUUGAUGCCCUUACUGCUGAUGAAAUUCGUGCUAUGGAAUUCGGUACAGUUGAUGAAGCUAAUGUGUUUUAUUUUAAGUAUGCUAAAUGUAAAGGGUUUGCCAUUAGGAAAAGUGAUGUUAGGACAAGAUCGACUGAGGGUGGACAAACAAUUGUAAUGAGGCAGUUUGUAUGCAAUAAACGCGGUCUAAGAGAUGCAAAAAACUUAAGGAGGCUUGAUAGAAAAAGAGAACACAGACCUACGACCCGCACUAAUUGUCCCGCUAGGCUUCGUGUGCAUUACAAGCCCCAGAAGGAUAGUUAUGUAGUGUCAUGUUUUGAAGAGGCUCACAACCAUGAGUUAACACCAUCUAGGUUUAUCCACUUACACCCCAUUUAUCGUGAGAUUACUGAAGCAGAUAGAGCUCAAAUUGACGGUCUACAGUCAAAUGGAAUUAGAACUUGUCAUAUAAUGGGGUACAUGGUUGCUCAGAAGGGUGGAUACAAUCGUGUUGGGUUUACAAAGAAGGAUCUGUACAAUUAUUUUGAUAGUAAAAUGCGUGCUACUAUUAAAGAUGGUGACGUUGCUGCUGCUAUAAAUUAUCUAAAUGUGAAGUCAUCUACUGAUCCCAUGUUAUAUGGUAAAUAUGCCGUAGGCAUGGAUGGACGAAUGAAGUCUCUUUUUUGGGCUGAUGGAAGCAGUAGAUCUGACUAUUUUUGUUUUGGCGAUGUGGUUGUGUUCGACACGACUUACAAGAAGAACAAAUACAACUACCCAUUGGUUAUAUUUUCAGGGUGUAACCACCACUCUCAUACAGCUAUUUUUGGUGUUGCAUUGGUGUCAGAUGAAACGACAGAGACGUAUAAGUGGUUGUUGGAGUGUUUUUUAGAGUGCAUGGAAAAUAAAUACCCAGAAGUAGUUGUAACAGACAGAGAUAGGGCGAUGAGGGAAUCUAUAAAACAAGUGUUUCCGGAUGCGACACAUUGUUUAUGCGCUUGGCAUUUGAACAAGAAUGUGUGUGAGAAUGUAAAGAACUCGGAAUUUUUGAAAGAUUUUCAAAAAGCCAUGUACUCUAAUUUUACAAAGGAUCAAUUUGAAGAGUUUUGGUCAAAAACAAUUAAAGAAAACGGACUUGAAGGAAAUCCUUGGGUUGCAAAAACGUACGAGAACAGGUCACUAUUGGCAACUGCAUAUCUACGUGAGAAGUUUUUUGGAUAUAUAAGAACUACGUCUCAAUGUGAAGCCGUCAAAGCAAUCAUCAAGAGUUAUGUCAGGAAGAAAGGCUGCAUUUUUGAAUUUAUGCAUAAUUUUGAGCAGGCUAUGAGAUCUUAUAGAAACAAUGAACUGAUUGCCAAUUUUAAAUCAAAGUUUUCAGAACCUGUGAUGACUACUCAACUACGUGCCUUUGAGAGCCAUGCUGCGAAAGUUUAUACUACGGAGAUUUUCAAGGAAGUCAGAGAUGAAAUAGUGAAGGCUGGAUCAUUGAUUGUUAAGGAAAAGUUAAUUCGCAAUGGAUUUAAGACUUAUCAAUUUACAAAAUAUUGUUGUGAUAACUAUGACGUAGAGGUUGUGUAUGAUGGUGAAACACUUCAAUGUGAGUGUAGGUUAUGGGAUUCUCGUGGGAUUCCAUGUUCUCAUAUGUUUGGUGUCAUGAAGGAAGAACAUGUUAGUUUCAUUCCCACCGGUUUGAUUUUGUCAAGAUGGACGAAGGAUGCCAAAAUUCAAUACUUGAACAUGAAUUGUAAUGAUUUUGAUGAUUCUAAUAUGAUUGAGCAAGCUCGGUUUGCUGCAUAUUGUUCUGCAUUUACUGCUUUUUGCAAAGAAGCUUCAAAAAAGGAAGGCGUUUAUGGGGAAAUAAUGGGUGACAUUCUGAAGUUACAAAAAAAGUAUUGCAGUACGGACGAUCCUAUUUUGGCAUCGAACUCACCCGUAGGUGAUCCAAAGAUUAUGAAUAGCAAAGGUGCUCCAAAGAAAAAAAAGAAUGACAUAAAAGCUAUUAGGCGAUGUUCUAAAUGCAACAGUAGAACUCAUAAUGCAAGGAGUUGUUCGAACAAGAAUGGAAAAAGAGGUCACAUUGGUGAAAGUAGUGUGCAAAAUAAAUGUACAGAACCACCGAACUCUCGUGGCGCUAAUGUGACAGCGACUUCUCGCGCGGAAGUUGGAAGCACAAGCAUACCCAUGCCUGCAAUGUAUGGAUUGCAACCCGUGUUGCCAGUGGUUGAACAGAAUGUCGAUCUCAGUGACAUUGAAAGUGAUGAAGGUGAAGAAGAGAUGGAUGAAAAUUUCGGUGAUCCCGCGGUCGAAGAAAAUGGCUUUUCAUUCAAUUAUCGUGUCACUGCUGCUUGUGUAAGAGGAAAGAAUGUUUUCCACUUUCCAUCUAAUGUUGCUGACAAUUGGUUAUUGCCGUUGCAAACUGAGAUAGACAUUGUCGAUGUUCAUACCGAUGUUGUUUACCCAUGUGUGUUGAAGACUGGUAGGAGGCCAGGGGAGAGAUAUCUUUGCUUAGCUUGGUAUGAGUAUGUUAAAGCAACUCGUCUGAGGGCUGGUGAUGUUCUUGAGUGCACUGUGGCAGAUCCUCCUACAAGAAUGUUUUUUCGUUUUAUGAUGUAA
This is a messenger RNA of Vicia villosa (hairy vetch), 2793 nucleotides long. Its product is annotated as protein FAR1-RELATED SEQUENCE 5-like. Bases 1 to 2793 code for a protein of 930 amino acids. The transcript has 4 exons. NCBI's taxonomy places the organism in Eukaryota, Viridiplantae, Streptophyta, Magnoliopsida, Fabales, Fabaceae. The record is from RefSeq and is a predicted model, not a curated record. Gene Ontology annotation, molecular function: zinc ion binding.